UUGCGUACGGGAUCAACCGACAAUACAUCAAAGGUCAAUCUGUUGAGGAAUUAAUUCCUGAUGAUGAAUGGUUGUUAUGGAGACGGUUUGUCGACUUUUGGCUGCGUUAUUAGCACUGUAUUCAUGUGUAGGAUACAUUGUAACUAAGUACGUCCCGAAAUUUAGUCAAAUCUAUUACAUACUAGCAUCAUUAUUAUCACUAACGUACAUUUUAUCCUUGAAUGGAUUAUUGCUGGCUAUUACAGAGAUGUUCUUCCUCUUUGUCAUUUUACAGCUGAAGCGCAGGUCCCUAAUGUGGAUGUAUGUACUGUUGAUGAUCUGUAUGCAAACUUCAAAUUAUCGGCAGGCGCAGUUACGUUUCUUUAAUGUCAACCAACAGUUAGAAAAUUUAGUAGAAGUAGCUUUUCAUAUCAUGUACCUUCGUUUCUUAAAUUUUGGUACUGAGCAUAUUGAGCAGGAGGAAUCGCAUACUCUAUUUGAUUUUCUUCAAUAUAUGUUAUACUUACCCGUGUUUCCUUACCGGCCGGUAAUAACAAUGGAUUCUUAUCAUCUUGCAAGUAAAGCUAACAAAAAGAAAUGGAAUUUUUUUGUUAUACUACGGGAUGUGGCUACAUGUCUUAUAUACACAUUAAUGUUGGAGCAAUUCUUUCGACAUAUUUAUUUUCUAGAUAUCAUAUUCUGCUUCAAAUAUGUUAUUUUCUACCGUUUUUCGGGUAUUUUUGCAAAAAUUGAUGGACACAAUCCACUUGAAGCACCAAGAUGCAAUACUAUGGUACAAACCUACGGUGAUAUGUGGCGAUACUUUGAUAAAGGUUUGUACCAGAUACUCAAGAAGUGCAUAUACUUUCCAAUGGGUGGAUCGAAAAAGGGUGUGCUAAGGCAAUUAUGCGGAUCAUUUCUUUGUUUUCCAUAUAUUUCCUAAUGACAUGGUAGAGGUACAAGACGUAUUAGUUGGGGUGUUUUAAAUUGGAUUGGAGUUGCAAUCGAAGCGCUGGCUUCAAUUGUUUCAUCAAAAAUGAAGUUAAAAUCCAGAAUGAGUGAAAGAAAUUAUAGAAGGUUAUGCGCGCUUGUAGGAACUCCUUGCUUGAUUAUCAUAGUAUACAGUAAUUUGGUAUUUUUGGCUGGGAUAAAAUCUACCGUUAUGCUAUUAGAGAAGAUUUUUUGGAACUGGGAUACAGCAAGCGUACUUGUGGCAUCGUAUUUUUUAAAAUAG
This is a messenger RNA of Hydractinia symbiolongicarpus, 1213 nucleotides long. RefSeq names its product protein-cysteine N-palmitoyltransferase HHAT-like. NCBI's taxonomy places the organism in Eukaryota, Metazoa, Cnidaria, Hydrozoa, Anthoathecata, Hydractiniidae. Gene Ontology annotation, molecular function: palmitoyltransferase activity. The transcript has 2 exons. Gene Ontology annotation, cellular component: endoplasmic reticulum. Gene Ontology annotation, biological process: protein palmitoylation. The record is from RefSeq and is a predicted model, not a curated record.